ACGGGAAGGCGUCCCUCGCCGGUGGGCGUUGGAGGGGAUCGAGGCCUGCCAGGCCGUGUCCGGGGCCCCAGCGGCCGCCCGCCUGGCCUGAGGGGGCAUGCGGGCUUAGCCUGGGCCGGCAGCCAGCGCUGUCUGCCCGAUCCCCCGCGCCCCGCUCUGCUUGCUCGCUGCGGAGCUGGCUUCAGGUGGCCCCAAAAUGUUCAGCUGGCUGGGCACCGAUGACCGCCGGAGGAAGGACCCCGAGGUGUUUCAGACGGUCAGCGAGGGCCUGAAAAAGCUCUACAAAACCAAACUGCUGCCCCUGGAAGAGCACUACAAGUUCCACGAGUUCCACUCGCCGGCCUUGGAGGAUGCCGACUUCGACAACAAGCCCAUGGUGCUCCUCGUGGGGCAGUACUCCACCGGGAAGACCACCUUCAUCAGGUACCUGCUGGAGCAGGAUUUCCCAGGGAUGAGGAUUGGACCAGAGCCUACAACUGACUCCUUCAUAGCAGUUAUGCAAGGAGAUGUGGAGGGAAUCAUUCCUGGAAAUGCACUGGUGGUGGAUCCCAAGAAGCCUUUCAGGAAACUCAAUGCCUUUGGCAAUGCCUUCUUGAACAGGUUUGUUUGUGCCCAGCUACCUAACCCUGUACUAGAGAGCAUCAGUGUCAUUGAUACACCGGGAAUCCUGUCUGGAGAGAAACAGAGAAUUAGCAGAGGCUACGACUUCGCUGCCGUGCUGGAGUGGUUUGCGGAGCGGGUGGACCGCAUCAUCCUGCUGUUCGACGCCCACAAGCUGGACAUCUCCGACGAGUUCUCCGAGGUCAUCAAAGCCCUGAAGAACCACGAGGACAAGAUGAGAGUCGUUCUCAACAAGGCCGACCAGAUAGAGACUCAGCAGCUGAUGCGGGUCUAUGGGGCCCUCAUGUGGUCCCUGGGCAAGAUCGUCAACACUCCCGAGGUCAUCAGGGUCUACAUUGGCUCCUUCUGGUCCCACCAGCUGCUCAUCCCCGACAACCGCAAGCUGUUCGAGGCAGAGGAGCAGGACCUGUUCCGGGACAUCCAGAGCCUGCCCCGCAACGCGGCCCUCAGGAAGCUGAACGACCUCAUCAAGCGAGCACGGCUGGCCAAGGUCCACGCCUACAUCAUCAGUUCCCUAAAGAAGGAAAUGCCCUCAAUGUUUGGGAAAGACAACAAAAAGAAAGAGCUUGUGAACAACUUGGGAGAGAUUUAUGCCCGGAUCGAACGGGAGCAUCAGAUCUCACCUGGGGACUUCCCUAACCUAAGGAAGAUGCAGGAUCAGCUGCAAGCCCAGGAUUUCAGCAAGUUCCAGCCUCUGAAGAGCAAGCUGCUGGAGACGGUGGAAGACAUGCUGGCCAACGACAUCGCCCAGCUGAUGGUGCUGGUGCGCCAGGAGGAGUCCCAGCGCCCCACCCAGAUGGUGAAGGGGGGAGCCUUCGAGGGCACCUUGCACGGCCCCUUCGGCCACGGCUACGGCGAAGGCGCCGGCGAAGGCAUCGACGACGCCCAGUGGGUGGUGGCCCGGGACAAGCCCAUGUACGAUGAGAUCUUCUACACCCUCUCGCCUGUGGAUGGCAAAAUAACUGGUGCCAACGCCAAGAAGGAGAUGGUAAGGUCUAAGCUGCCCAACACGGUGCUGGGCAAGAUCUGGAAACUGGCUGACAUCGACAAGGAUGGCAUGCUGGAUGAUGAGGAGUUCGCCUUGGCCAACCAUCUCAUUAAAGUCAAGCUGGAGGGGCAUGAGCUGCCGAACGAGCUCCCGUCCCACCUCCUCCCUCCAUCCAAGAGGAAAAUAGCAGAGUGAAAGGAAGGUUGUGGUGGGGAAGAGGGAAAGGGAAGGGG
Dryobates pubescens (Downy woodpecker) is the source of this 1842-nucleotide messenger RNA. RefSeq names its product EH domain containing 3 (gene EHD3). The transcript has 6 exons. Bases 197 to 1804 code for a protein of 535 amino acids. The record is from RefSeq and is a predicted model, not a curated record. NCBI's taxonomy places the organism in Eukaryota, Metazoa, Chordata, Aves, Piciformes, Picidae. Gene Ontology annotation, molecular function: calcium ion binding; protein binding; GTP binding. Gene Ontology annotation, cellular component: plasma membrane; cytoplasm. Gene Ontology annotation, biological process: endosomal transport; endocytosis.